Molecule: messenger RNA, 2439 nt
Organism: Fusarium venenatum
Lineage: Eukaryota; Fungi; Ascomycota; Sordariomycetes; Hypocreales; Nectriaceae
Source: RefSeq, a predicted model, not a curated record
AUGUCUCGUCGUCUCGUCCGCUCAUUCUUGCUGGCUACGGCCCUGAGUCCGCUGGUCAAUGCAGGACCAUGUCGGCCUCAAUCAAUCUCUACUUCGAGUGGUACAGAGGGACUAACUCAGGCUGUUUCUUCUACCACUAUCGUUGCUUCUUCUUUGAACCCAAGUGACACCUCACAGUCUGCUACUGUCUCUGAAGAUGCUGUCACUUCAAUUGAAACCUCCUCUAUCGUUCCGACCGAUACGACUUUGAGCUACAGCGGCAUCUACUCUGUUUCCAUUGCAACUGAGAUUUCUCUUAGUUCCUCGACAGACAUCUAUUCGACGAUCGAUACUGAAACUACAUUUGCUGUCGCUACAGACACUACCUCUACACUCAGCGAGGUCGAGCCCCCCGUAGCUACUUUGACGGAUACCACCAUGACCUCCAGCGAGAAAGAAACCUCCACCACGACAAUUGCAGAGUCCGUCUCCACAAUUGGUUCCUCAGAAACCACCGACACUGCGCUGACCGACACCACCGAGACAACAAAGGCGACAGACACCACGACAAUGACUUCAGAUGAUGUCACGACUACCGCGACAGGUCCCCUUACUUCCGCUACCGAGGCUUCUUCGACAGCUCCCGCAACUUCUACCGAGGCAGCCCAUGCCUGUACCCCUACAAUGGUCUAUCCCAAGCCCGCAGAUGCCGUAUGCGGAAGACAAGGGAAUCCUGACUCGGCGACAAACCUUAUAGUGACCCGUGGAGGGGAAGCUACAGAGAGCAUCUGGAACUGUUACAAGGCUUGCAAGGAUACACCCGAGUGUGGAUCUGUAAUCUUUUACCGGAAUCUCUACUGCGAGUUGUGGAAGGGCAAGCCUGGCGAGACUAACAACCUUGAAUCAGAUUGGAGAUGGUGGGAUAUGGACUGCUUCACCUGCCUUCCAGACGAGACACAGACUACCCCCCCGACUCAACCAGAACCCGCCUGCAAGAACAACAUGGUCAACCCCCCGCCCGGAAACCGUGUUUGUGGGAAAAUGGGAGAUAGUGGUGGCUUGUAUUGGGAUGCUGAGGGUCCCGCAAGUUCAACGAAAUCGCUUGCAGUCUGCGCAAAGGCGUGCAGUACACGCGGGUGCAGGGGCUUCAAAUUCGAAGCUGACAAGCAGUGCACGUUUUACGUGGGCACUAGUCUGUCUCCAAGUGAUAGUACUACGAGUUUCAAAUGGUAUCAACCUGAAUGCUUUUGCGACCUUGACAAAGUAGAAGUCAGCGAGCCUGAACCCACUUGCAAGGACAACCUCAUCAAUCCUCUUCCUCAAUACCGGGUUUGUGGCGAAAUGGGGGAUAGCACGGGUCUGUUUUACAGUGGCCCAGGUCCCGACGGUUCUUCUGAAUCUCUCCGAGCUUGUGCAAAGGCUUGCAAGGAAGGCCAGUGUUCCGGAUUCAAGUUCGAGGCUGGCCAGGAAUGUGAGUUCUACGUGGGUGGGGGUAUGUCUAUCGGGCGAAAAAUCACAACGAGCUACAAGUGGUACGAUCAGGACUGCUUCUGUGAUCUUGAAAAAUCAGGCGAUGAUGAAGAUGUCUGCGUCGACGAGUUACCCAAGACCACUGUGUGCGCUGUCGAAGGACGACCCAAGAACACCUGCAUCGAGGAUAUCACUCCUUUCGCACCCUCCUCGACAAAGUCUCUAGAGGCCUGUCGAGAUCUCUGCAAGGACAACAACUGCGACUCAAUUGCAUUCAAAAAAGACGAAUGGUGCAGUAUUUACAAGGGCCAAGUCGGAGGAACGAGCGACGAAAUCGAUGUCCCUGGACGCAAGAUGUGGGAUAUGGCUUGUUUUGAUGAGCAGCCAACCAAUGACGUCUGCAAUGGUACACCCUUGGACCCCUUGCCUGCAGAAACUGUUUGUGGUAAGAUGGGCAGUGUUUCAGGAAACUAUCUCGGUAUCUCGCGCCCACAAACUCCUGGAACUCUGGCAGAGUGUUACCUUACAUGCAAGGCUGCAACCGACUGUGACGUUUUCGAGUUCAAAAAGGACGGGGUUUGCAAUCUUUACAAGGCUCAGGGUGUCUUCACAGCCAGCGCCGUCCAAUUCACCGGAAGUGUAAUUGAGUGGUGGCAGCCAAGCUGCUUCUGUGACGAGACUAAGACGGGAACCAAGGACCCUGAACCGAGUUGCGUCGAAAAUAUGCUAAGCCCUUCACCCAAGGAUAGUAAUUGCGGUGCAACCGGAAAUCCUACGGCACUUGAUCCCACGGCAAUGCUUGGUCAAGCUGGUGCAAUCUCCUUCGACGCUUGCCGUGAUGGCUGCAAGGCUUUGAGUGGGUGUAAAUCGUUUCUCUUCGAGAUCGACAAUAACUGUGUCUACCUUGCUGCUAGUGCUAUCAAGCUUGAUGGUACAAACACGGGCUGGAAGUUUUACGACAUGUCCUGCUUCUGUGAGGAGACUACCUAA